Messenger RNA from Puma concolor (puma), 1770 nucleotides. The record is from RefSeq and is a predicted model, not a curated record. NCBI's taxonomy places the organism in Eukaryota, Metazoa, Chordata, Mammalia, Carnivora, Felidae.
CUGGGUCUGCUCCAGCGGGCCCAGAUGGCCUUCAUGACGCUGACACUCUUCCCCAUCCGGCUGCUGCUCGUCCUGAUCGCGAUGCUGCUCGCCUGGCCCUUCACGUUCUUCGCCACGCUGGGGUCCUCGGAGAGGGAGCCCGAGCCGUCCCCGGCCUCGUGGCGGAAGGUCGUGGACGUCCUGCUCAAGGCCAUCAUGCGCACCAUGUGGUUUGCCGGAGGCUUCCACUGGGUGGUGGUGAAGGGGCAGCAGGCCCCACCCUCUGAGGCUGCCAUCCUCACUCUGGCGCCCCAUUCCUCCUACUUCGACGCCAUCGCUGUCACCAUGACGAUGUCCUCCAUCGUGAUGAAGGCAGAGAGCAGGAACAUCCCAAUAUGGGGAACUCUGAUAAAGUACAUCCGGCCGGUGUUCGUGUCCCGGUCGGACCAGGAUUCCCGCAGGAAGACCGUGGAGGAGAUCAGGAGGCGGGCACAGUCGAACGGAAAGUGGCCGCAGAUCAUGAUUUUUCCAGAAGGAACAUGUACCAACAGGACGUGCCUAAUUACCUUCAAGCCUGGUGCGUUCAUCCCAGGAGUUCCUGUCCAGCCUGUGGUUCUGCGGUACCCGAACAAACUGGACACCAUCACGUGGACGUGGCAAGGACCUGGAGCGUUGAAAAUCCUGUGGCUCACGCUCUGUCAGUUUCACAAUCGAGUGGAAAUCGAGUUCCUUCCCGUGUACAGCCCCUCGGACGAGGAGAAGAAGGACCCGGCCCUGUAUGCCAGCAACGUGCGGCGCGUCAUGGCAGAGGCCCUGGGCGUCUCGGUGACCGACUACACGUAUGACGAUUGCCAACUGGCCCUGGCGGAAGGCCAGCUCCGUCUCCCCGCGGACACCUGCCUUCUCGAGUUCGCCCGGCUGGUGAGGGGCCUGGGGUUGAAACCAGAAACACUGGAGAAAGAUCUGGAUAAAUACUGCGACCGGGCCCAGACGCAGGGGGGACGCAGGGUGGGCCUCCCCGAGUUCGCCGAGUACCUGGGCGUCCCCGUCUCAGACACACUACAAGACCUGUUCUCCCUGUUUGAUGAGAGUGGAGAUGACACAAUGGAUCCUCGGGAGUAUGUCGUCGCCCUGUCCGUCGUCUGCCGGCCGUCCCGGACUCUGGACACCAUCCAGCUGGCAUUCAGGAUGUACGGGUCACAGGACGGCUGCAUCGAUGAAGGCGCCCUGUCCAGCAUCCUCAAGACCGCCUUAGGCGUGGCCGAGCUCACCGUGACUGACCUCUUCCGGGCCAUCGACGAGGAGGAGACGGGGAGGAUCACGUUUGGGUUCAAGUCACAUUCGAAGCCGGGGGCUUCCGGGUGUGGCGGGAAGAAGCAGCAGCCGCCAUGGGCUGUGGGAACCGUGGCGGUGACAACGGGGUGUGCCUGCCGCGGCCUCUGGGCACUGGGCACAUCCACGUCCCCUCCGGGCACGGGCUUGACGGGGACGCGCACCCUCGGGAAGUCUCCAUCAGGGACCGGGGGCAGAAGAGGCGUCUCCGCAGCCCCGGCCAGGCCCCUGCUGCGCACCCCCGGAGCCGCCGGUGGGAGAGCGCCAGACCCCUGGCCUCGGCUGGUGGAGCGGCGCUCUGAACGCUCAACGGGCGCUGCCCGUCGGUCCCCUGUCCGCUCCCGCACGCGCCUCCCGUCCGGGGUGCUGCCCCUGAGCCACCGCUCCAAACAGACGCGUUACCUUCUCCCCGGGACUAACCCGCCCGCGGACCUUCGCGUCCAGUCCUGGGCAGCGUGA